AAAAUAAGUUACAAAUAACGCAAAACCCCCCCCACCAACACCCAAAACAAUGUCUAGAGGAGGGAGCUCAAAGACAAACCACCUGAGGGUGAUGGCUCUUGCUCCUACCCCCUCUGGUGUCAUUGGGUCACAAUGUGGGAGGCCGAGCGUUAGGAUGGACGGAGACAAGCCGUACGCCUGCCCCACUUGUGGCAAGCGCUUUUCUAAGGUGAACUAUGUGAAGAGGCACCAGCCUSUUCACACKAUGGAGAGGCCCUUCAAGUGUAAGCUAUGUUACAAGAGCUUCUCCUUCCUGAGUGACCUUCAGACACAGGGAUGUCCACAAAAGGGGAAAAUUGUAUUACUGUGGCUUGCAUUUUAGCUGCACCUGCGAUAACAUUCUUUGAAGUGUCCUGGGGGAAGUGUUUUUUUUUUUCAUUAUUACUACGUCCCUCAGUUGAGCAUCUGGAUAUGAUCACAUUCUCACAUGAUACAGACUUGUUGUUUGGUGUGCUGGCAUGGCCAAAARACUGUCAUGUUAUUGAAUUGUAACACUAUAUUUCCCCUCUGAAUGUAGUUGUGCCUACGGCCUAUUCAUAAAYUACACCUUUUUUAUAACACCUUUAGAACAAGUCAGGUCUGCUGAGAAGACAUGUAUCCGGUGUAAAGCAUAGCAGGAGAAUUUGCGACAAACCUUUUCUUGGAGAUACUUCCUUAAUUCCCAACUUGGAAGAUAACCCAUGUCUUCUAWACUUCCAUGGCUAGUUGCAGGUGGUUCAUUGGAAUUUAGGAAACAGUUUUUAAAUUAAAUCAAUUUGAAAACCCUGAGCAGUCGACAGAUGGUGAACUCUCAGAAAUUAAACCUGACAAAAGUGAAGAUGCCAACCAAUAAUAUCCUUUCUCUAAAGUAAAGCAGAGGCCAGGGAUUAAUAAAAGCAGUGGUAAAAAACAAAAUGGCAAGAGUUGUGGAAUAGGGACGGAAAGGGAAGAGACCUGUAUAGGAUCCAGGAAAACGUGAGGGCAGGGAGUUCCUCGGUUCGAGAGGGAAACGUAAUCACAAGGCUGAGACUGGGACUCAUGAGACUCAACAGCACUUUGAAAUUAGUAGGGAAACAUCCAACUGGGAAGUGUGAUCACUGCCAGGAGGAGAUUGAGACAGUGGGACAAAUUAUAUUUCACUGCCAUCUGUAUUGGAGGGAAAGGGACUAUUUGUUAUUAGGAAUAUUGGUAUUGAAGAGCCAAGUUUAAUUGAAUUGUUAGGAAACCCUUAAGGUGAUAUUGUAUUUGAAUUAUGUAUUCCAUUUCCUUAGGGAGAAGGCCGGGUUUAAUUGGGUAAAGUUAAACUUGAGACAUUCCCUGUCUCUGUUCCACACUCCAGUCCAGUUGGUGGCGGUAAGGCAUCACUAACAGUUGGUUGCCAACCGCCAUUUAAGACCAGUGAAGAAUAAGUGUAAACGGAAGUGACCAUGACCAACUUCCAUGUUAGCGUUUUUAUUGUUGUUAUUUAGACGUUUAUUAACACAUUGGAACUCAAAAUAUGACUCUUAACUGCACAUUAUAACAUAAUUAUCCCAGGUAGUCUUUAAGUCGCGUUGGAGACGGGACUUGGUUGAUAUUUUAUCAAGGUAACAUUAGCUAGCUGCUAAUGUUAGCUAACAAUGGCUAACUGUAUGGUUUUUCACACUCAAAUAGCCUCCAUUAUGGAGGUGCUAGCGAAUGCCGCCGUGGUAGAGGUCUGUAAACURGUAGACGACGACUAUGCAGUGUUUCGUUUGGAAAUAACUCAAAGCCAGAAAGAAAACAGGGCAUUACGGAGGAAACUACAGCUACUGGAACUGAAGGUGGCACGGGAGCGUGCAGAGAGGACAACGCCAGACCGCGUCCUCUCCAGUUUCCCCAGUAGUUUCAAGUCCCUCGACCGAUACAGAGGAAUGACAAGAGGUGAAGGACAUCUCACRGGAGGCUACAGGAGCUUUGUGAAGCCAGCYGGACACAAUACAUGGAGAGAUGACCAACCAAUCACUGUUGAUGAGGAGAGUGGAACCGCAACCCAGCAUGUUAUCGUAAUAGAGUCUGCAGAUACAGAGGCUGCAGGUCCUGGAGGAUCGUCUCUGGUCAAGCAGGAGAGGACUGAAGGAGACGACCCACAACACAGCAGAGACAUCCAGACUGGAGCAGCGGCUGGAGUGGCACCCCCUGUAGCUACGGACGACCUCGCCACCACGCCCCAGCCCCYACGCAGCAUUACGGAGGUCAGUGGAACACCGAAGGCCGUCCUCAAGUCAGAGACAGACACCGAGACUUUAACUGUAACACAAAGGCUCUUACGCACAGGAUCUGACCACAGAUCAGACCCAGAGAGACUGGGACUGGGGCCACUGGGCUSUCCUCCUGCUUCAGGCUCAGAGUAUUUACCGGUAUUUCACCAGAGCCAGYGGARMGUUKAUUCCCUUGGAGAUGGUGAUACGUUAGACACUGGUGGUGAUGAUCUGUCUUGUUCUUACACUACAGAGACGGAACCUGUCAACAUGCCCUUGGGUUUAGAGACCCAGAKUGAUCUGUCUAGAGGGGACUGGAACCAGUACAGUAGUAGUGUAUACUCUGAAGGGUUCCUAGAUAAGAAAGGGGAGGGUCUGGUUGUAGAUGAGGUGACUGUGAAAGUGGAGGGUGACGUUCCUCCCACAUGGAAUGCAGAUCACCUAGGAGACGMACACUCACAGGGCAGAGAUUUCUUAGACUACAGGGAAAGCUUCGAGACAAAUCCAAAUGUUGCGACCCACUCCCCUUUACACAUGUUCAGGGAUCGCAACCCAGUGUCCACGUCGAUGGGGCCUUCCGAUUCACAUGGCCGCAUCCUUUUCGAUCAGGUAUUGAACUCAAACGACAGGGCUAGAGCCCAGGCUCAGGGAGGAGGAGCCUCAUCAGGUAGUAGUAAAGAGAAACGGUUCCUCUGCAUGUUCUGUAACAAAGGCUUCAGCUGCCCCCAGAAGGUGGAGAUCCACCAGAGGGUCCACACAGGGGAGAAGCCCUUCAGCUGUACACAGUGUCACAUGCGCUUUGCGGAGGCUGGCACCCUAAAGAGGCACCAGAGGGUCCACACAGGGGAAAAACCCUUCAGCUGCCCCCAGUGUGAGAAGAGGUUCUCCCACCAGCACCAUCUGAAGAGGCACUUGAAGGUCCACACGGGAGAGAGGCCGUUCGCCUGUACGGACUGCGGGAAGAUGUUCUCAGAGAGGAGCUACCUCAGGAUACACCAGCAGAAAAACCAUUCCACUCUAUAACAUAGAAAGUAACUAUUCGAUAGCUUCUGACGUUUAGAUCAAAUCUUGCAUUAAAGACAAUUAAUUUUAAUUGUCAGCAGAAUGGAUCCAUAGAUGCAUUUGGAAUAACAAGAGUAACAGAUUUCAGUGUUAAAUAUUCCUGGGUAGAAUAUUGCAUCCAGACAUUGUGUGAUYUAUAAGGCAUAUAUAAGCCUAAGAAGUCUGUUAUAUAUUGUGUUUGUACUAUGUAGGCUACAGUGCUUUCAAAGUACUCAGACCCCUUUACUUUUUCCACAUUUUGUUGCCUUAUUCUAAAAUGGGUUAAAAAAUCCUCAAU
Salvelinus sp. IW2-2015 is the source of this 3576-nucleotide messenger RNA. The record is from RefSeq and is a predicted model, not a curated record. Lineage: Eukaryota; Metazoa; Chordata; Actinopteri; Salmoniformes; Salmonidae.